Messenger RNA from Racocetra persica, 883 nucleotides. NCBI's taxonomy places the organism in Eukaryota, Fungi, Glomeromycota, Glomeromycetes, Diversisporales, Gigasporaceae. The record is from the annotation of a GenBank genome assembly.
AUGGCCACAUUAAGAACACUUUCCCUUAAAUCACCGUUAUUUUUAUCUAUCAUUAAACCCUUAAUAUACAUUUUAUUCCUUUUUAUUGGUACUGGAUUUUGUCACGUGGUUGAGCCUACCAAAGAUGUGUCACCCAUAGUAUCAUUUCCAAAAUCACACACUUGCGGGGUUAGUAAAUCCACUCAAUUAAAUAAGUUUUUUCAAGAUCAAACAAUCGAUGUUGUAUGGUCAAAUGACUCUCCGGGAGAAUGUUCCAUUUAUCUAUCGUCUACUGGUGAAGGAACUGACUUUCAAAUGAUCAAAUCCUUUCCAAAUUGUGGAAAAGAUUUUCAUUCAUCUAUAACCUUACCCAAUGUUGUCACUAGAAAUGGCAUUUUGCGCUUCCAGUGGUCGCCUGAGUCAACGGGUAACACAGUUACAAGUUGUGCUGAUGUUUCUAUAUCUUCUGCUCAAAAUGUCAAAAAACAAAAGCGCAAACGAAAUAACGUGAAAAGGAUCCCUAGCGAAAAUAUUGAGAAACGCGAUUGGUGGGGUGGUUGGUGGAAACGUUCCGCUGAACCUGAGCUCGAAAAACGUGACUGGUGGGGUGGUUGGUGGAAACGUUCCUCUGAACCUGAGCUCGAAAAACGUGACUGGUGGGGUGGUUGGUGGAAACGUUCUGCAUCCCCUGAAUCUGUGCCUGAACUUAAGAAACGCGAUUGGUGGGGUGGUUGGUGGAAACGUUCUGCAUCCCCUGAAUCUGAAUCUCUUGAAAAACGUGACUGGUGGGGUGGUUGGUGGAAACGUUCUGCAUCCCCUGAAUCUGAAUCUCUUGAAAAACGUGACUGGUGGGGUGGUUGGUGGAAACGUUCUGCAUCCCCUGAAUCUGAAUCUCUCGAAAAAC